Messenger RNA from Passer domesticus (house sparrow), 2343 nucleotides. RefSeq names its product interleukin 23 receptor (gene IL23R). Lineage: Eukaryota; Metazoa; Chordata; Aves; Passeriformes; Passeridae. The transcript has 14 exons. Gene Ontology annotation, cellular component: membrane. Bases 1 to 2343 code for a protein of 780 amino acids. Gene Ontology annotation, molecular function: cytokine receptor activity; protein binding. The record is from RefSeq and is a predicted model, not a curated record.
AUGAGUGCUGCGAGCCUCAAGUGCAAGGGCCGCGUGUGGGUGGAGCCCGCGCCCGUGGUGCGGCUGGGCUCGGACAUCGCCAUCGGCUGCCGCUCCCCGCUGCGCUGCCCCUCGCCGCAGCUCCUCAUCCUCCUCAACUACAGCCGCGCCCCGGGGACCCCGCUGGCCCUGCCCGGCGGCGCCGUGCGGCUCCGGCUGCGCCGCUUCCAGACGCCCCUGGCCACCGUCACCUGCUUCUCCCGCUGCCCCCACAGCGACAGCCUGGUGUGCGGCACGGAGCUGCGGGCGGGCUACCCCCCGGACCCCCCCGGCAACCUGAGCUGCGCCAUCGCCGAGGGCUCGGAGCGCCUGCAGUGCGCCUGGCAGCCGGGACGGGUCACGCACCUGCCCACCCGGCACAGCCUCCACCUGCGCAGGGUGGUGGCACGGGAUGAGGAGGAUGAGGAAGAGAAGACCUUCCCUGCAGACUCACCUGUGCUGCUGAGGGAGCUGCACAACGACAGCCACUACUCGGUGUGGGUGCAGGCCAGCAACGCGCUGGGCACUGCCCGCUCGGCCCCGCUGCACCUCAGCCUGCAGGAGCUGGUGGUGCCCGCUCUGCCCGUGCCCGUCAGGGCUGAGACCACGGACGCGUCCCCAGCCAUCACCACCACCCGCUGGAGCAGCCAGACCCGGCUGAGGAGCGUGCACUGCGAGGAGAGGCACAGGCCCACGGGCACCCCCGCCUGGCACGUGGAGCUGUGCGACAAGGUGCCACGGGAGGGUCCCCGCUGGCAGCACGAGCUGCAGAGCGACACCGAGUUCGUGUUCCAGGCCAGGUGCCGGCUCGGCACCGCCCGCAGCCCCUGGAGCGCCUGGAGCCCCCCGCUCCUGUACCGCACCCCCGAGGCAGCCCCCGCUGCCGCUCCCGCCGUGUGGCGGCGCCUGGGCCGGGCGCUGCCCGACGGCAGCCGCGAGGUGACGGUCCUGAUCAAGCCGCUGGCCCCGCGGGAUGCCCGCGGGCGGAUCCUGGGCUACGCCGUGAGCGCCGGGAGCGCGGCGGGAGCGCGGCCGCUGUGCCGCACCGCCGGCACCGAGUGCGCCGUGCUGGUGCCGCCCGGAGCCCGCAGCCUCCUCGUCACCGCCCGCAACGCCAAAGGGACCUCCAGCCCCGCCAGCAUCCCCCUGAACGCCGCUGCGGAGCAGGAAGCAUUCCCAGCCCCAGAGGCCGUGGAGGUGAAGCCGGAGCAGCAGAGCAGGCUGCUGGUCCAGUGGCAGCCCCCCGCGGCCAGCCCGAGCCCCCUGCUCUGGUUCAUCCUGGAGUGGGUGUCCAGCCCCCAGCACGGCCAGCAGGAGCAGUUCUGCUGGGAGAGAAUCCCGCACGGCGAAACGCACGCCUACAUCCAAGGGCCAGCGGCGCUCCCGAGCGUGCGGCUGUUCGCGGUGUACCCCGGCGGGAGCAGCGCGCCCCGGCCCGGCACAGAACCAAGGCGGGUUUUGUGUGCCCAGAGCCCUGUAAAGCAGCACAGACAUUCCCCCCUCUCUGUUGCAGCCCCUGCAGAGGAGCCGCUCCUGAGCAGCGCCCACAGCCCGACGUCCCUGGAUGAUGACAUCCGAGUUCUCCUGGGACUGAGCCUCAGCGUGCUGGGAUCAUCCGUUCUCUUUGCAAUUGUGAUGUUUAAGAAAUCAGUCAGGAAAAGGGUAAAGGCCACCCUUGUGUCCCUGCUGCCCAAGUGGCUCUUUGAGGACUUUCCCCGCAUGGAGAACAGCAGCGUGGUGAAGUCACUCCAGGACAAGGCGGAUUUCCCCAGCUCCAGCCUCCAGGAGCCCUUCCUGGCCCCCGCUGACCCCGCGGUCACGGAUGUCCAGGAGGUGCCGGCGCAGGAGCGGCCCCAGAGCCUGGACACGGAGGUGCCCGAGCCCAGGGGGGUCCCAGGGGCCGUGGUGGCCCCCAGCAGCGUGUCCCCAGGGCAGCUGGGUGCCUACAAGCCGCAGCUCUCCGUCGGGAACGCUUUGGGGUACGUGGCUGCUGGGAUCCCCCAGGCGCAGCCACCCGCGGCAGAGGCGGGGAUGUCCUGCCUGGACUACAGCAGCCCCGUCCCCCCGCUGUGGGAGCAGCAGGGAGGGACACCCCAGCUGUGCCUGCUGGACAAGAUCAACCUGGUGCUCAACAGCAGCCUGGAAUUCCCGGGGCGGGCGGGACCCGGACCCGGCCCGGAGCAGCGCUGGGAGCCGCCCGGGGACGGCCCCGAGCAGAUGCUGGUCCCCGAGGAGCUGCUGUCCUGCCUGAGAGCCACCAACGGGGACCCUGCCGCCCACAGAGCGUGGCAGGGCUGCUCUGGGAGCAGCUGGGACUGGGGAUAA